Messenger RNA from Macadamia integrifolia, 1565 nucleotides. RefSeq names its product beta-glucosidase BoGH3B-like. Gene Ontology annotation, molecular function: beta-glucosidase activity. The transcript is spliced from 5 exons. Gene Ontology annotation, biological process: glucan catabolic process. Bases 70 to 1407 code for a protein of 445 amino acids. Lineage: Eukaryota; Viridiplantae; Streptophyta; Magnoliopsida; Proteales; Proteaceae. The record is from RefSeq and is a predicted model, not a curated record.
GUUUGUAGGGAUCCAAGGUGGGGUCGAUGUUAUGAGAGUUUCAGCGAGGACCCAGAUACCGUGAGAAGCAUGGCCAAAAUCAUACUAGGACUCCAGGGAUUCCCUCCUACAAAUCACACCAAGGGCUAUCCCUUUGUUGCUAAAGGGGGAAGGUAUGUAAUGGCGUGUGCAAAGCACUAUGUCGGGGAUGGAGGGACUGAAGAAGGGGUGGACGAACACAACACUGUGGCCACCUACGAGGACCUCUCCCGCAUUCAUAUGCUGCCUUACAUAGACGCCAUGGCCAUGGGUGUAUCAUCAGUGAUGGUCUCUUUCUCCAGCUGGAAUGGUGUCAAGAUGCAUACUCACCGCUUCCUCCUCACUGAAAUCCUCAAACAAGAGAUGUCCUUCCAGGGUAUGCUUAUAUCGGACUGGGCAGGCGUAGAUAGGAUAACAAAUCCUCCUGGUUUGAACCACACAGAUUGUUUGAAGGACGUAAUCAAUGCUGGGCUUGACAUGAUCAUGAUUCCAUUCAAGUAUGAGAGGUUUUUUACAGCUAUGAACUAUCUCAUAUCAUCAGGUCAGAUUCCAGUCAGCAGGAUUGACGAUGCCGUGACAAGGAUUCUAAGAGUGAAGUUUAUAUUGGGUCUUUUUGAGAAGCCCAUGGCAGAUAGGUCCCUCCUUGGCAUGUUUGCCCACAAGGAACAUAAAGAACUGGCUGGGGAAGCAGUAAGAAAGAGCCUGGUGUUGCUGAAGAAUGGGAAGGGAGAGGAGAAGAUGCUUCCCUUGAGCAAGAAUGCCCCAAAGAUUCUGGUGGCUGGGUCUCAUGCCCACAAUAUUGGCUACCAAUGUGGGGGUUGGACUAUAACAUGGCAAGGGGAUUCAGGGAACACCACCGAAGGAACAACAAUCCUAGAAGGGAUCAAGAAGGCAGUCAGCAAGGAAACCCAGGUGGUGUUUGAAGAAAGUCCUGAUGAGAAAUUCCUUUCAGAGAACAGUGAUUUCUCAUAUGCAAUUGUAGUUGUAGGUGAGCUUCCUUAUGCAGAAUUCCUUGGAGACAGCAAGGACCUAAGGCUGGCACUUGAUGGGGAAGAGACGAUCAAGACUGUAUGCAGCAAGUUAAAAUGCCUAGUCAUCAUUGUAUCUGGCCGGCCGGUAGUGAUAGAACCUUAUGUGGACAUGAUGGAUGCAUUAGUAGCAGCUUGGCUUCCUGGAAGUGAAGCUGGAAAUGGAAUUGCAGAUGUUAUAUUUGGGGACUUUGAUUUUCAUGGUAAGCUUUCAAGGACGUGGUUCCGUCGGGUUGACCAGCUGCCAAUGAAUUUUGGGGAUCCACAUUAUGAUCCAUUGUAUCCUUUUGGUUUUGGCCUUCAAAUGAAUACUUCAUUGCUAAGAAGUGGUAAUGACAUUUCUUCUUCCUCGUCUGUUUGAUUUGUGAUGCUGUAACUACAUAUCUCCUGUUACUUGGCCUUUUUAUUUAUUUAUUAUUAUUAAUAUUGUAUUUUUGGAGUUAUGAACCUAUGUCCCUGAUCCUUCAACUAUAUGUCAGAUAAAAAUAUUAUUUAUUUAUGUUAACCUUUUAAUUUACA